AUGACUCAGAUGAGUGCCCAUACGGCUCUGCACUUUUAUCUUUUAAGGCCAGCUCGAAAGAAGACACAAGAAGCUGCAUGUGGAAUGGCGCCACCUCUGCCCCCAGCAGCUCUCUUGGCAGAUUACGCAUUCAGUUUCUCAAAAGGGAAAGUGCUAUACGCCGCUGUGGACAAUCACUUGCCAGACAUCUUUGCCAAACAAGGUGAACCGAUGCGUCCGGAUGAAGUUGCUCAGCUCGCGGGAACAGACCCUGACGCAACUGCACGCCUCAUUCGAGCACUGUCUGGACUCGGCGUGCUUGACGAGACUGCAGAAGGAACUUACAGCUUGUCAUCGGUUGGUCAGCUUCUGGUGUCAGACAAGGAGACAGGCGAUUUGAGCCCCUUGGCCGGUGUAAUAACCCACUGGAAUGAGCCUAACACAUCGAACACCUGGAAUGAGCUGUCGCGCACCAUUAAGGAGGGCGGCACUGGUUGGAAGAAGACUACGAUGAGCAAGACGCAUAAAAGCGUCUGGGACUACUAUCAGGCACACGCGGACACGUCUGGAAAGGCUUUUGACGCUGCAAUGCGCGGUGUGUCGUCGACUCAAGUUCCUCAGCUCUUGCAGGCUUACGACGGGUUCAAGGACUUGGACGUGUUGAUGGACGUUGGCGGAGGACACGGUGCUCUUUUGGCGGCAAUCACCGCAAAGUACCCCAACAUCAAGGGCAUCAACUUUGACCAGCCGCAUGUCAUCCAGACUGCCCGUUCAAUCCCAGGGGUGGAGCUUGUGUCUGGAGACAUGUUCAAGGCCGAGACUCUGCCCAAAGUUCCUAAUAUCAUCAUGAAGUUCAUUCUGCACGACUGGGGCGAUGCGGCGUGCAAGACAAUCUUGGCCAGCUGCCGCGGCGCCCUGCCCGCCGAAGGGAAGCUGCUGAUUAUGGACUUCGUCAUCCCUAACCCUGGCACUGCACCCCCCGAGGCCCGCCAUUUCCCGACUCUCCUCGACAUCCAGAUGAUGAUGAUGUGCCUGGGUGGUCGGGAACGCUCGGAGCAGGAGUGGAAGACUCUGCUAGAGUCCGAAGGUUUCGAGAUCAGCCGCAUCGUUCCGCUGGGUCCUGGAAGCCCGUCCGUCAUCGAGGCCGUUAAAGCGUAGGUAGCGAGUGUCCGACGUCAGUAGCGCAGAUCCUGCAUAGGUUUGAAAUAGCUUCUGCAAUCGUUAAAUGACAUAGAUAUGUAGCUCUUGAAGGGACAUACAUGAAGACAUAUAGUAGGCUUGCUCAGGGGUUAUGAAAGUACAGUCACAGACGGUCAGUCGCUAGCUGUACGUUUGCCAAGCUUUCCGAGUUGAUCUACGUGCUCCACAAGUGAGGUAAUAUUCAGUUGGAUCCUUAAUUGAGCGUCGAGCUUUCAAGCGCUUGUUAAGGCCGUCGUAUUGCCAAGGCGUUCAACCCUUUCAAAGGACUGUUCUGACGAUGCAUCAUGGCAACUUAUAAC
This is a messenger RNA of Klebsormidium nitens, 1478 nucleotides long. Lineage: Eukaryota; Viridiplantae; Streptophyta; Klebsormidiophyceae; Klebsormidiales; Klebsormidiaceae. The record is from the annotation of a GenBank genome assembly.